This is a messenger RNA of Acanthopagrus latus (yellowfin seabream), 2073 nucleotides long. Its product is annotated as P2Y purinoceptor 1-like. The record is from RefSeq and is a predicted model, not a curated record. Gene Ontology annotation, biological process: G protein-coupled receptor signaling pathway. NCBI's taxonomy places the organism in Eukaryota, Metazoa, Chordata, Actinopteri, Spariformes, Sparidae. Gene Ontology annotation, cellular component: membrane. The transcript has a single exon. Bases 140 to 1129 code for a protein of 329 amino acids. Gene Ontology annotation, molecular function: neuropeptide receptor activity.
GUUCUCAAAUGUAAGGUGUAAAGAAGGGCUUCAAACAGGAAGUCUUCUUGAAAGUGCGUAUGCUCUGAUUCAGUUUUUAUCUGUUGAGAGGACCAAAUCAUUCACACAGAGAAGAAACUGUCAUUCUGCUGUCCAGAAGAUGAUGAAUAAUACCACUUGUCCUCGUGUCAGCUUGGACUUUACAGGCAGAUUCCUGCUUCCUGUUUACAUCUUAGUGUUCAUCAUUGGUCUGGUGGCUAAUGGAUUGGGACUGAAGUCUCUGCUGCACAACUGGACGAAGCUGGGUAAUGUCAACGUGUUUGUUUUCAACCUUGGACUUACUGAUGUUUUGUACCUGCUCACACUCCCAUUUUUGGUGGUGUACUACUUCAUGGAGAGUACCGGUAAAUGGAUCUUUGGAGAAACUUUCUGCAAGAUAACAAGAUUCUGCUUCAAUGUGAAUCUAUACGGCAGCAUUGGAUUCCUGACUUGUAUAAGUGUGUACAGAUACCUGGCCAUUGUUCAUCCAAUGAGAGCGAUGGGAAGAAUAACUGUCACCCAUUCUGUGAUGAUCUCGGUCACAGUCUGGCUGUUGGUGAGUGUUCAAAGUCUUCCAGACAUGUUCUUCCCCAAGGCACCUAGAAACAACACUGAAAAAUGCUUCGAUACCACGGAUAACGACCACGUUGGGGAUUAUCUGAAAUACACUCUUGGAUGGACCCUCACUGGGUUUUGUAUCCCGUUACUCAUCACACUGGGCUGCUACGGACAUGUGAUUGUUGUUCUCUGCAGCACAAAUACUAUUGACAAGGUACUGAAACAGAGAAGUUUAAAGUUGAUGUUCAUCUUGAUUCUUCUCUUUUCUGUCUGUUACAUCCCCUAUCAUGUAUUCAGAAACCUCGACCUCUUGGCAAGAGUUCUUACCAAACAGGGGAUAUGCUAUAAAUGGUAUGACAGAGUCUACAUUGCUCGUCAGAUAAGUCGUGUCCUUGUGUGUCUGAACAGUGCUCUCAACCCUCUGGUUUACCUCCAUACACAUGAAGACAUUCGUGCUCAGCUCAGACGACUGAUCCAGCAAGCUCGUCAGGCUGUCGUGCAGCCGUCCGUCCCCCCUACUCAAUUUUCCCUGGUGCGAAAUAGUCUGACAUGAGAAUGAAACUGAAUAAUUGCAUUGCAUCAUCUUCCACUAUAAUGCUGUCAAGGUUUUCGUCACUUUGCUGUAAACCUGCUCCAAAAGAUGAGAUUAAACAAUUCAGUUCCCUUUAAUGAUUCUGAAAAUGUCUGUGUUAUCUCUUUGAGAGAAUAGAACCAGAUAUUGUUGACAACAGUCUCAGUAAAAUACCCUAAAAGGAAUUGUGUGAAUGUUUAAAAAUAAAUGCGAUAUCAAAUUGUACCUCAAAGUGAUGCACAGGAGGAUCAUCACGGCAUAAUGGCACAUUUAGUUGCACUGGUGCAGAAUGUAACUGUCAAACAAAGUGUGAAUUCAGAAAGAAACAAUACAUAUCACCGAUGUAAACGACUUUGUCUGCAUUGUUGUGCAAAAUAACUACAACUUUAGUGUUUUUACUGCAACAGAAUAUUAAUAAUUUUGAUUUUAUUCAGUUGAGGAAAUCCAACGACCUGUUGGUUAAUUAAGCCAUUUUAAAACCCGUUGGCUGCACUACUUGGUGCAGCCAACGGGUAUAUAUUAUAACUAAAUUUUAAGAGUCUAAAGACAUGUGGCACUGUGACAUAUUCCUGUUCACUUAAUUCAAACAUCUGCAUGCUAACAUGCUCACACUGACAGUCUGAUGCUAAUGAUAAUCAGGUGUAAUGUUUGCUUACCAAGUACACAUUGCAACUGGAAUGCUAAAUUGCUGAAAUGUUUAAAAUGACAUUUCAUCAUAAGACAGGCUUGAACAUUUGUACAAUUUUCAUGUUAAUCUCAGGAAUUGUUAACCUACAGCAUAACAAUCAUCUGGAAUUUAGACUUUAUAUCACAGUUAUGGUUACCCUUUACAGUCACACAUUUUUAUAUCAGUCUGCAUUGUUUUGUAGCUAAAUGUCUUAUUCCGAUGUUCAAAAACGUGCAUGGCUCAAAAUAAAACAAACCUA